Messenger RNA from Nothobranchius furzeri (turquoise killifish), 4969 nucleotides. The record is from RefSeq and is a predicted model, not a curated record. NCBI's taxonomy places the organism in Eukaryota, Metazoa, Chordata, Actinopteri, Cyprinodontiformes, Nothobranchiidae.
AAGACUUUAAUGGAAGGUGGUGAGUUUCCAAGUUUUAGUGACUUUGCAUCCUUUCUCUCUGUUGAAGCUGAAGUUGCAUGUAACCCAUUCACCUCCAUUCAUGCCCUUCGUUACUCUGAAACUAACAGCGACAAAAGAAACACAAGAGAACCAAAAGGGAACAAAGCAAGUGUUUUUAAGACAAAUUCAACGGAACAAAGUAACACACAGUCAAUAAUAAUAACAUCAAAGGAUUUUUCAUGUGUUCUGUGUCAGAUUGCACAUCCACUCCACAAGUGUCCAGACUUCUUAAAACUGUCUCUAGAAAACAGAAGAAAGUUUGUGAAGGAGAAAAAGCUUUGUUAUGGUUGUCUAAAACGAGGUCACAAUGCCAAAGACUGCAAACACCGCUUCAGUUGUGACACCUGCUCAAAGAGGCAUCCUACCUGUCUUCAUGACGACAAUUAUUGGAACAGCCUACAAAAAGAGACACAAGUGAGUGUAAAUAAUGGAACUCAAGUUAACUCACCUGCAGCAGCGACGGCUAUGUCACUCAAUGUUGCCAGACCUGAACACACAAUCAGCACAUCAAUGAUAGUUCCAGUGUGGCUGUCAACUGCUAACAACCCACUCAAAGAAAAACUGGUUUAUGCGCUAUUAGACACGCAGAGUGAUGCUGUCUUCAUUGAUCAGGAUGUAACACAUGAGCUGCAGGCAGAUGUUUGCCCAGUAAAGCUAAAACUGACUACCAUGAUGGGAAAAAAUGCAGUUGUAAGCAGUGAAAGGGUGUCUGAUCUCUUGGUGAGAGGCUAUAACUCAGCCACAGUCAUAAAGCUUCCUACGGCAUAUUCAAAGGACUGCAUCCCUGCUAACAGAGAACACAUACCCACAUGUGAAACAGCCAAACAGUGGAGUCACUUGCUGCCCAUUGCAGAUGAAAUCCCUCCACUUCUCAGUUGUGAGAUAAGUCUCCUCAUAGGUUAUACUUGUCCUAGAGCUCUAGCACCUAAACAAGUAAUCUUAGGAAAAGAUAAUGAACCUUAUGCUCUUCGGACUGAUUUGGGAUGGAGCAUUGUUGGCAACUCAGACCCCGAAGAGAAAACAGACAUGACAACCAGGCUUUGUCACAGAUGCACCGUUAAAGAGGUUCCUCCUUCCACUCCAGCAGACGCAAUACGUGUAUUGGAAAGAGACUUUAAAGACGCUGAAAGAAAUGAAAAGACUGUGUCACAAGAGGAUCUAUUAUUCCUCCAAAAACUUGAGGAAGGCAUAGUACAAACGAAAAAGGGAAAUUAUGAAAUGCCAUUGCCGUUCAGGAAAAGACCACAAAUGCCAACUAACAGACAACUUGCUGAAAGCAGACUAAGUCAACUGAAACGCAAACUCAUGAAGGAUCAAAAAUACAAGGAGGAUUACAUGAAAUUCAUGAAUGAAAUGAUCAAAAGAGGUGAUGCAGAAGAAACUGACGAUAUUGGACCACCUGGUGAGACAUGGUAUAUACCUCACCACGGUGUUUAUCAUCCAAAGAAACCUGACAGGUUGCGCAUAGUUUUUGACUGUUCAGCUAAACACAAUGGUACCUGCCUUAAUGAUCAUUUACUAAAUGGCCCUGACAUGAUCAACAGUUUAACUGGUGUUUUGGUGCGCUUCAGACAGCAUAAAGUCGCUCUAAUGUGCGACAUUGAAAAAAUGUUCCACCAGUUUCAGGUUAAGGAAGAUGAUCGCAACUAUUUGCGCUUCUUAUGGUGGAAAGAUGGUGACGUUAACAGCCAGCCACAAGCAUACAGGAUGACAGUCCACCUUUUUGGCGCUGCUUCAUCCCCAGGGUGUGCGAACUAUGGACUCAAACAUCUGGCUAAGGAAAACAGAUCUGCAUAUCCUGUAGGCUCACAGUUCAUAACCAGGGACUUCUAUGUAGAUGACGGAGUCACCAGCGUACAAAAAACUGAGGAUGCUAUUCAACUAGUAAAGGAAGCACGUGAGCUAUGUGCAAAGGGUGGAUUAAGGCUGCAUAAGUUUGUAUCCAACAACACUGAUGUUUUAAACAGCAUCCCAACAUCAGAGCUGGCAACAGAUACAAAAACAAAGGACUUGACAUUCAAAGAGGCACAAACAGAAAGAGCCCUUGGCAUUUAUUGGAAUGUAGAGAAAGACUGCUUUACGUUCAACAUCAUGCUGAAGGACCAACCCCCAACCAGGCGGGGCAUCCUAUCAGCAGUUGCAGCAAUAUAUGAUCCCCUCGGAUUUUUAGCUCCUUAUGUGCUCAACGGCAAGGGAAUUCUCCAAGAAAUGUGCCGUCAAGGAACAGACUGGGACGACCCAAUACCAGACCACCUCAGGCCACGGUGGGAGUGCUGGAAAGGAGACCUGCAAAAUUUAAAGAACGUCCAGAUAAACAGAUGUUAUGCUCCUGCAGAAUUUGGAGAAGUGAUCAAAGGAGAAUUACAUCACUUUUCAGAUGCAAGCACCGCAGGAUACGGCCAAUGUACCUAUCUUAGACUCACAAACAAAAACAAAGAAGUUUAUUGUGCCUUUGUCAUGGGCAAAGCACGUGUCUCACCCACAAAGGUCACCACUAUACCCAGGUUGGAACUCACCGCAGCCACAGUAUCAGUCACAGUGAGCAAAAUGCUAAAGGAGGAGCUGCUCUACGAUGAUGUAGAAGAGUUCUUUUGGACAGAUUCAAAGGUCACUUUAGGAUACAUAAAUAAUGAGGCAAGGCGCUUCCACACGUUUGUUGCGAAUAGAGUGCAGAAAAUACGGAGCCACACUUCACCGCAACAAUGGUUUCAUGUACCUACUGAUGAAAAUCCCGCCGACAUGGCUUCCAGGGGCACUUCUGUAAAGGAACUGCUUUCAUCCAACUGGCUCACCGGCCCUCAGUUUCUGUGGAAAGGAGAAAUACAGCUUCCAACAAGAAAGACUAUCGAGCUCCCAGUAGGAGACCCAGAGGUGAGAAAGGUGCAGACCCUAAACACUCAAGCUGUAAAACAUGCAAGUCUCAGUGACCACCUCACAAAGUUCUCCUCCUGGUCCCGUGCAGUUAGUGCUGUAGCACGUCUCAGACGAUAUCUGCUCAAAGACAAAUCAAAGACACUCACCACUGUAGCUGAAAGAAAAAUAGCUGAAACUGUGAUCAUCAAAGAUUUGCAAGGACAAGUGUAUCAAAAUGAAAUAGACACACUCAAAAAAGGCAAACAACUCCCAAAGAACAGCAAAAUAAGCAACUUGGAUGUUUUCAUAAACAAAGACGGUGUGCUCAAGGUUGGUGGAAGGCUUCAGCUUUCAUCUCUGCCCAAUUCAAUCAAACAGCCAACACUCAUUCCCGGAGAACAUCACAUUGCAAAACUGAUAAUCGCACAGUCUCAUGAAAGAGUUAAUCAUCAAGGAAAAGGCUUCACCAUGAAUGAGAUACGAUCCAGUGGCUAUUGGAUCCCAAAAUUGAGCCAAAGGGUUUCCUCCUACAUUCGGCAGUGUGUGUUCUGUCGUAAACAAAGAAGGCCUGUGGAAGGACAAAAAAUGAGGGAUUUACCCACAGAGAGGACUGAACAAUCUCCACCCUUCACCUACUGUGGUAUGGAUGUUUUUGGACCAUUUCUGACCAAACAAGCACGUAAAAAACAGAAAAGGUAUGGACUCCUUUUCACAUGCUUCUAUUCACGUGCAGUGCAUGUUGAAAUGUUAGAGGACUUAUCUACGGACACCUUUAUAAAUGGACUCAGAUGCUUCAUCGCUCUAAGAGGCUCUGUCAGACAAAUAAAAUGUGAUCAGGGUACUAAUUUCAUAGGUGCCAAAAACGAACUCAAUGCAGCACAAAGUGAAAUGGACACUGGCAAGCUAUCAGCCUUCCUUGCAGAAAAACAAUGUGAUUUUGUUCUAAACACACCUCACGCAAGUCACGCAGGUGGAGUAUGGGAACGACAAAUACGGACUGUGAAAAAUGUUCUCAACGCAACAUUGGCUCUCACUCCAGGUCGGCUUACUGACUCUUUACUCAGGACUUUUCUCUAUGAAGCAGCUGCAAUAGUAAACAGCCGCCCUUUAACUACGGACAAUCUUAACGAUCCAAACAGUCUGGAGCCACUAACUCCAAACCAUCUCAUCACAAUGAAAACUUCAAGUGCUCUGCCUCCACCAGGAACAUUCAUAAAAGAGGACAUGUAUGCACGAAAGCGGUGGCGCCAAGUUCAGUACCUUCUUGAGCAGUUCUGGAGCAGAUGGAGAAAAGAGUACCUUCAGAACCUUAUAGUGAGACAAAAAUGGCACACACCUAAAAGAAACAUGCAAAUUGGAGACAUAGUGAUGGACAAAGAUGACAUGCUACCACGCUCUCAAUGGAAACUUGGUCGAAUCGUGGACACUGUGCAGGACACUGAUGGACUUGUCAGAAAGGUCAAAAUAGCCUCUGCAGACAAAAAUCUAAACAACAAGGGCCAACGUGUCAGCAAAAUGUCUGUGGUAGAACGCCCUGUUCAUAAGUUGGUCUUGUUGUUAGAAGACUGUAAUGUUUGAAUCUACAAUGCUUUAAAGUGUUGGAAAAUGUUUUAUUUAUUCAUUUUUUGUUUUUGAAUUUUAUACAAAGUAUCUGUUAAGCUACUGUUAUUGUUAUGGAAAAAUUAUUUGUGUUUAUAUGUUCAAUAGUAAAUAAUUUGGUGGGAGUGUAAAGGUGAACUAUUUCUUUAUGUUUAACAACGGCAAAGGUAUACGGGCUUUUAUUUUGAUAGCGUCAUAGCAACCGUAGCCAAGUAGGGAGGCGCAACGGGCGCAACACAGAAGAAGCAAACGGAAAUCUAUUAGAAGUGAAGACGGAGCAAAGGAUAGGCUAUUAGCAGUUCACGGAGAAGAAUACAAAGAAAGUUUGAAGAAUACUUCUGUCUAGCUUCAGUUGAUAAGGGGAACAAGCUCUUACGUUGGUUGGUUGAUGAUACGGACGGCUCAAUAAAUCAUCAUUCACCAUCAGUUCCGGCCUUCUCGAUAUUGACUGAAUGCU